AUGGUUGAAGCCAAUAGCAACAACAACCUUGGAUAUGGCGGACAAAAUACUCAACCUCCUAAUAACCAGCAAUUUGCCCUCUUCGUAGAGCCGUCGGCUCCUCCCAACAGCAACAAUAUUCCUCCUCCGUCCCAGCCGCAGCCGCCGGCCUGUAACACAAACCAAUGUGGUGGUGGUGAUUAUGGGAGUCCGGCGGCAGGGUAUCCUUACCCUCCUCCUCAACAACAUCAAUCUUCCAACGUCACGGCCAACGUGUACAUGACGUCGGUGGCGGGGAUCCCGGUGCAAUCCACCACCACCACUGAGGUUUAUGCCGUCGUCGAUCAGAGGCCUCCGGAGCUUCCUUGCUGUGGAAUUGGUCUCGGCUGGCUUCUGUUUAUAUUGGGAUUCUUCUUUGCGGUGCCGUGGUACAUCGGAGCUGGCGCUCUAGUCUGUUCUAAGUACGACAAGCGAGAGAAGCCUGGAUACAUAGCUUGCGCAGUUCUUUCUGUGAUUUUCAUAAUUUUGGUCAUAAUCAGUGCGUCAAGGCCAGCCUAUGCGUAUUAG
This is a messenger RNA of Linum tenue, 546 nucleotides long. NCBI's taxonomy places the organism in Eukaryota, Viridiplantae, Streptophyta, Magnoliopsida, Malpighiales, Linaceae. The record is from the annotation of a GenBank genome assembly.